UUCCGACUGGCGCAGACGAUGAUUUUUGCAAUUGAAGAAAUAAACCAGAAUGAGAAUCUCCUCCCGGGGAUUACACUCGGGUAUCAGAUUCACGAUGACUGCUCGUCCUCCGCGAUUGCUUCGAAAGCAGCACUCGCUUUGAUCAAUGGAGAAGGGGAAUCGAUUGAAUACGAAUGUAGAAGUUCCUCCAACGUUGCGGCCAUCGUUGGCUGUGAUAUAUCUACAAAUUCUAUCGUAACCGCAAGAACAAUUGGAUUAUUCGGGAUUCCUCUGGUCAGUUACUACUCUACCUGCUCCUGUCUCAGCGAUAAGAGAGAAUAUCCCACGUUCUUUAGAACCAUUCCCAGCGACCAAUACCAGUCCAAGAUUCUCGCGGAACUUGUGCGAAAAUUUGGCUGGACUUGGAUUGGAACCAUUAGAAGUAACACCGAUUAUGGUAAUUUCGGAAUGCAAGAAUUUGUCGACAAUGUGCAAAUGUUUGGGGUUUGUAUUGCCUACUCUGAGUCAUUUUACAGGACCGAUCCGCCGGAGAAAAUCCGCAAAAUGGUCCAAGUGAUUAAACAAGCGUCCACUAAAGUGGUAGUAGCCUUUGCUCAUGUCGGUGAUAUGCGAAUUUUAUUGAAUGAAAUUCUGCGUCAAAACAUAACCGGUUUACAAUGGAUUGGAAGUGAAGCGUGGGUGACAGAAGAUCUUCUCCAGCCCGAAGAAAGGGUAAUUUAUCUUGCAGGAACAAUUGGGCCGUCCACCCGAAGGACAGAGAUAGCGGAUCUCAGAGAUUUUCUUCUCAACGUCCAUCCUUCUAACUUCCCUGAUAAUAAUAUUGUGGAGGACUUUUGGGAAAAUUUAUUCAACUGCUCUUUUACAACGGACAACGGGACAAACCUAGGGAACUCUUCAGGUCAAGUUCGACAAUGCACAGGGAAGGAGAAGAUGGAAGGGAUAGAAAAUGCUUACCUUCCGGCGAAAAUGGAUGGAAGUUCAAACCACGUAUAUACUGCGGUCUACUCCAUCACUCACGCACUCCACAAUCUGUUAACCUGUGUAGAAGGAGACGGACCCUUUCGCAAUGACACGUGCGCACAUAUUGCAAAAUUCGAGCCAUGGCAGCUGCUGCACUACCUGCGCGCCGUGAACUUCACAGCGAAAACGGGAGAAAUCGUAUAUUUUGAUGAAAAUGGAGACCCGGUGCCAAGAUACGAGUUAGUAAACUUGCAAACGAAUUCCAAGGGAAGCGUUGACAUAGUAAACGUCGGAUAUUAUGACGCCUCUGCUACGCCAGGGCGUGAACUAUUGUUGCAUGUCAGAGAUAUCAUGUGGAGUACGACAGGAAAUACGAUCCCACGAGCAAUUUGCUCAGAACCCUGCCUUCCAGGAAGUAGGAAAGUCAGCCGCAAAGGGCAGCCGAUAUGUUGCUUUGACUGUACAGGCUGCGCCGAUGGUGAAAUAAGCAACAUCACUGACUCCACCGAUUGCAUCAAAUGUCCGUCGGAAUACUGGUCCAAUCCAGCAAAAACUCAAUGUGUUCUCAAGAAGAUUGAAUUCCUUUCAUUUCGAGAUGUUCUGGGGUGCAUAUUAGUGACGCUUACUGUGGUGGGAGUGUGUUUUACAUUGGCCACUGCUGCCAUUUUCUACCGGUAUCGAGAAACGCCCAUCGUCAAAGCGAACAACUCCGAACUCAGCUUCCUGCUCCUGUUCGCCCUCCUGCUCUGCUUCAUUUGCUCGCUCUCCUUCAUAGGAGAACCAUCCCGCUUUUCUUGUAUGUUGCGCCGCACAGCCUUUGGAGUUGCCUUUGUUCUUUGCAUAUCCUGCAUUUUGGCGAAAACCAUCCUUGUGGUAGUUGCCUUUAAAGCAACUUUUCCCAACAGUAGCAUAAUGAACUGGUUCCGACCCGCACAGCAACGGCUGGGCGUCUUCGCCCUUACUUUCUUACAAAUUUCGCUUUGCGUUGGAUGGAUAACUGUCAAUCCUCCGCACCCCCUAAAAAACACGAGUCAUUACAGAGAUAUAAUUAUUUUGGAAUGUGAUGUGGGCUCUUUAGUCGCCUUUUACUUAGUAUCAGCCUAUAUUGCUCUGUUAGCUGUUGUGUGUUUAGUUCUUGCAUUCCUUGGUCGUAAACUCCCGGACAGUUUCAAUGAUGCCAAGUAUAUCACCUUCAGCAUGUUGAUCUUUUGCGCUGUUUGGAUAACUUUUAUUCCAGCUUACGUGAGCUCUCCAGGAAAGUACACCGUGGUUGUAGAAGUGUUCGCUAUUUGGGCAUCAAGCUUCGGUCUGCUCGUCUGUAUUUUUGGACCGAAGUGUUACACUAUCUUACUGCAACCACACAUUAAUACAAAGAAACAUAUGAUGGCGAUAGGGACAUCUCUGUAA
Messenger RNA from Mobula hypostoma (lesser devil ray), 2367 nucleotides. RefSeq names its product extracellular calcium-sensing receptor-like. Gene Ontology annotation, cellular component: plasma membrane. Gene Ontology annotation, biological process: G protein-coupled receptor signaling pathway. The coding region runs from base 19 to 2367 and encodes 782 amino acids. Gene Ontology annotation, molecular function: G protein-coupled receptor activity. Lineage: Eukaryota; Metazoa; Chordata; Chondrichthyes; Myliobatiformes; Myliobatidae. The record is from RefSeq and is a predicted model, not a curated record. The transcript is spliced from 5 exons.